Molecule: messenger RNA, 1267 nt
Organism: Malus domestica (apple)
Lineage: Eukaryota; Viridiplantae; Streptophyta; Magnoliopsida; Rosales; Rosaceae
Product: 1-(5-phosphoribosyl)-5-[(5-phosphoribosylamino)methylideneamino] imidazole-4-carboxamide isomerase, chloroplastic-like
Biological process (GO): L-tryptophan biosynthetic process; L-histidine biosynthetic process
Cellular component (GO): cytoplasm
Molecular function (GO): 1-(5-phosphoribosyl)-5-[(5-phosphoribosylamino)methylideneamino]imidazole-4-carboxamide isomerase activity
Source: RefSeq, a predicted model, not a curated record
UGUUGAUCUUCAACCUGGACUGAGAAAAGCAAAAAAAUCCAAACUUUGGCGCAGAAGCAGAAUGAAAGUUGGGACCUUCAAUGCCGCUUUCUCUUCCGAUGUCCGUACACUUCACAGACCUCCGAGCUCUUCAAUUUUCGGCGCGGCAAACCGUAAAAGUUUCACUGCCAGACCUUCCAUGGCGUCCAGUUUUACCCGGCGGCUUUCGAUCCGCUGCGCCGUUCGCUUCCGGCCUUGCAUUGACAUACACAUGGGGAAAGUGAAACAAAUUGUUGGGUCUACCCUUUCUGAUUUGAAGGAUGAUGGGUCGGUUCUUGUUACCAAUUUUGUGUCGGAUAAGUCUGCAGCGGAGUAUGCAAAGAUGUAUAAAGAAGAUGGGCUUACAGGUGGUCAUGUUAUCAUGCUUGGAGCUGACCCUUUGAGUAGAGCUGCAGCCAUUGAAGCUUUGCAUGCCUAUCCUGGUGGUUUGCAAGUAGGAGGUGGGAUCAAUUCAGAAAAUUCUUUGAAUUACAUAGAAGAAGGGGCUAGCCAUGUCAUUGUCACUUCCUAUGUAUUUAACAAUGGACAAAUGGACCUUGAAAGGCUUAAAGAUCUUGUUCUUGUUGUUGGAAAAGAAGGGCUUGUUUUAGACCUUAGCUGCAGAAAGAGGGAUGGUAGAUAUGCAAUCGUCACAGAUAGAUGGCAGAAGUUUAGUGAUGUGAAUCUUGAUGAGGAAAUAUUGAACUUUCUUGCCAACUAUGCAGACGAAUUUCUGGUACAUGGUGUUGAUGUUGAAGGGAAAAAGCUGGGAAUUGAUGAGGAGCUUGUGGCAUUGCUUGGAAAGUAUUCACCGAUUCCUGUAACUUAUGCUGGUGGUGUGACUGUAAUGGCUGAUUUAGAGAGGAUAAAAGUGGCGGGACUGGGACAUGUAGAUGUAACUGUUGGCAGCGCUUUGGAUGUUUUUGGAGGCAACUUGUCAUACAAAGACGUCGUUGCUUGGCAUGCCCAGCAGGAGGCCUUGACUGUUUAGUGCAUUUCUACUAUCUUUUGGUUCUGAGUACGUAGACAUCUAGGUUAUUCUGGCUUAUUUAUAUAGAAAAAGUACAUUGCAAAGGAUAGUUCAGCUCUUUAACUUCAAAUAAAAGGCCGCUUUGUAAGUUAUGAGUAGAAGCUAUUAUUUUUUGGGGCCAAUGAAGUGAAAAUUUGCACCAGGAUAAUGUGCCGAAACUGAGUCGGAACCUUGAGUUACAAAUCAAGAUUGAGGUGCUCUUUUUUUUUUCUCCCCUCA